Molecule: messenger RNA, 4304 nt
Organism: Mus musculus (house mouse)
Lineage: Eukaryota; Metazoa; Chordata; Mammalia; Rodentia; Muridae
Gene: Zfp777
Product: zinc finger protein 777
Exons: 6
Coding region: 1353-3878 (841 amino acids)
Biological process (GO): regulation of DNA-templated transcription
Cellular component (GO): nucleus
Source: RefSeq, a predicted model, not a curated record
AAAAGCAAUCAACUUCUUUAAUGAUGGCAACAUAAAUAUAUGUCAAUAAGAAUAAGGAGUUGCAUUUCUCAACUUUUUGACAAACUUUCUAAGUCCCUUACCAGGAAAUGUUGGCCAGGACAUGAAAACAGGAAGUUAUGCAUGGUGGUAGGGUAUGUGGGCACCGUCUCUGCUGAGCAGUUAAAGCCUGGGAAAGUUGAAGAUACUCUAUUCUAGAGCUGGUGAACAGCACAAUGCGCUAUGUAUGUCUGUGAUGUAUAUGUGGCAUCCUGGCAGCAGGUUUGGAUUCAUUUCCCCCGAAGGAUAAUGAAAUACUAUAUAGGGGUUAGAAUGAAUAGACCAGGUAGAUAGACUUGUUUACACAUACUGUAUCCACCCAGAUAACAAAAAGUUGCAACAGGAUAUGGGCUGAAUAAAUACAACUUAUGUAAAACUUCAAGAAUAGGAAAGCCAGUAGUGUGCACUGCCUGUGUAUGCACACAUGAUACGCAAUUCAUAGACAUAUUGGGGGGGAGCACGUGACACUUCACGAAUAAAUGAGAUGUCCUUGGCCUGGUGGUCUCCGUUUUUUUACUGAGAGCUUCAUAUUGCCCGGUUGCCUUCUAAGACAAGCUCCAACCCAGACACCCCCGGGGUUCUAUGAAGUGAAAAAAUUAUUCUGGCUUUUCCUCUAGGUUCCAGUUGGGGUUCAUUCAUCCCUAACUGUAACCAGGACACCUGCUCAGACUUAUUUUUCUUUUUUCAUUCCAUUCCCAAAUCUUGGCAGCUCCUGCAAAUUCAGUAAACGUGCGAUUCACUGAACCUGUCCAGGAAAGAGGGUUCUCUCUCAUGGUUGGAAAGAGUACAAGGGGGCGAAAACUGCAACUUGGGAUCAGCAAGCCACUCCCGGCUCGGCCUCAGUUUCCUCCUAAGUAGCCCGUCUAGCCCCUUCCAACCCGUGCCCUCAAAGAUUCCAGGAAUUCUGUCCUUUCUGGCCGAAAACAACACUGAGGCUUUUCACAAAGCACUCCCACCCCCACCCCUCGCUCCCCUUGGAUCCACAGCCCGCGUCCCUGGAACCCGGGCUGCACUGCGCUGGUCACAUGAACUCCGGCUUUCUGUGGUGUGACGGCUCUCUCCGAUCCCUUUGUGAGCGCAGGUUUUGAAAGCCAACGACCGGGUUCUGGGUUUGAGACGCGCAGGCGGCCGCGGGCGGAAGGCUGUCGGAGCCCAUCGGCCCGCCUCCAGACCCAGCGCGCCGCGCGCCCGGGAUUCCGCUCCGCCGCCUCCGCCGCCGCCGCUGCCCGCCGCUGCCCGCCGCGGCCUGGCCCGAGGGCGCCGGGCCGCCAAGACGCCAGGUCCAGCAGCUGGACAUGGAGGACGAUCGCUCGUCACCACUGUCAUUCUCCAGUGUCCCACACGAAGAGUCUGUGCGUCAGGCCCCUGCUCGACUCCCUAGAGAAACUGUGUUCCCUUCUUGCAUUCUUCCUCCAAAAGAAGUUCCUCCUUUGUCUCCCACUGCCUCCCGGCAAGGUGUCUUGCCCCAGACUGACAGUACUACUAAGCAAGAGACAUCCAGCCAGAUGUCACAUGUUCUUCAGAAAGGACCUUCACUCCUGUAUCCUGCCACUUCUGAGCAAGACACACCUCACCAGGUAUCCCUUGCUUCCCAGGAAGAAACCCAGUGCUCUCCUUCAGCAGCUGCUCAGGGGAUCCCCUUCCUCUCGCACUCCGCCCACCGUCAGGAAGCUCCACUCCACUCUCCUGAGGUUCCUGAGAAAGACUCGCUGACUCUCUCACCCACAGUUCCCGAGACCGACAUGGACCCCUUGCUCCAGAGUCCCACUUUGCAAAAGGACACUCCCUUCCAUACCUCUUCUGCCGCCCAGAAAGAACAGCCACUGCCCACUGCAGAGAUCACUCGAUUGGCUGUGUGGGCUGCUGUCCAAGCAGUGGAGAGGAAACUGGAGGCCCAGGCCAUGCGACUACUGACUCUGGAGGGCAGGACAGGGACAAAUGAGAAGAAGAUAGCAGACUGUGAGAGAACGGCUGUGGAGUUCGCAAAUCAUCUGGAGAGCAAGUGGGUUGUACUGGGGACCUUACUGCAGGAGUAUGGGCUGCUGCAGCGGCGCCUGGAGAACAUGGAGAAUCUGCUGAAAAACAGAAACUUCUGGAUCCUGCGGCUGCCCCCAGGCAGCAAUGGAGAAGUUCCCAAGGUUCCUGUCACAUUCGAUGAUGUCGCCGUCCAUUUCUCUGAGCAGGAAUGGGGAAAUCUCUCUGAGUGGCAGAAGGAGCUCUACAAGAAUGUAAUGAGGGGCAACUAUGAGUCUCUGGUCUCUAUGGACUAUGCAAUAUCCAAACCGGACCUCAUGUCACAGAUGGAGCGUGGAGAGAGGCCAGCCAUGCAAGAACAAGAGGAUUCUGAGGAGGGUGAGACGCCCACAGAUCCCAGUGCUGCACAUGAUGGCAUCGUGAUUAAGAUCGAGGUGCAGACCAACGAUGAGGGCUCAGAAGGUCUGGAGACACCAGAGCCACUGAUGGGACAAGUGGAGGAACAUGGCUUUCAGGACUCAGAGCUGGGUGACCCCUGUGGAGAGCAGCCAGACCUGGACAUGCAGGAACAAGAGAACGCGCUCGAGGAGUCCACGGAAGGCUCCAGCGAGUUCAGUGAGCUCAAGCAGAUGCUGGUGCAGCAGAGAAACUGCACGGAGGGGAUCGUGAUCAAGACAGAGGAGCAGGAGGAGGAGGAGGAAGAGGAAGAGGAGGACGAGCUGCCACAGCACUUGCAAUCCCUUGGGCAGCUGUCUGGGAGGUACGAGGCCAGUAUGUACCAGACCCCCCUACCUGGGGAGAUGUCCCCCGAGGGCGAGGAAAGCCCCCCACCCCUGCAGUUGGGCAACCCAGCAGUGAAGAGGCUGGCACCCAGCAUUCAUGGGCAUACGCAUGGGCAUGGGCACGGGCACGGGCACAGUGAACGGCACCUGGGUGAGAACCGUGGGAACUCUAGCCAGCAGCAGCGGAAUCGGCGUGGUGAGAGGCCCUUCACUUGCAUGGAGUGUGGCAAAAGCUUUAGGCUGAAGAUUAACCUCAUCAUCCACCAGCGUAACCACAUCAAGGAGGGGCCCUACGAGUGUGCCGAGUGUGAGAUCAGCUUCCGCCACAAGCAGCAACUCACGCUGCACCAGCGCAUCCACCGGGUACGCAGCGGCUAUGCCUCCCCUGAGCGCGGGUCAGCCUUCAAUCCCAAGCACUCGCUCAAACCACGUCCCAAAUCGCCCAGCUCAGGCAGUGGCGGCGGCCCCAAACCCUACAAAUGCCCUGAGUGUGACAGCAGCUUCAGCCACAAGUCAAGCUUGACCAAGCACCAGAUCACACACACGGGUGAGCGGCCCUACACGUGCCCAGAAUGCAAGAAGAGCUUCCGCUUGCAUAUCAGUCUGGUGAUCCACCAGCGUGUGCAUGCAGGCAAGCACGAAGUCUCCUUCAUUUGCAGUCUGUGCGGCAAGAGUUUCAGCCGCCCGUCGCAUCUGCUGCGCCACCAGCGGACUCAUACUGGUGAACGGCCUUUUAAGUGCCCGGAGUGCGAGAAGAGCUUCAGUGAGAAAUCUAAGCUCACCAACCACUGCCGCGUGCACUCCCGCGAGCGGCCGCACGCCUGCCCUGAGUGCGGCAAGAGCUUCAUCCGCAAGCACCACUUGCUGGAACACCGGCGCAUCCACACGGGUGAGCGGCCCUACCACUGCGCCGAGUGUGGCAAGCGCUUCACGCAGAAGCACCACCUGCUGGAGCAUCAGCGUGCGCACACAGGCGAGCGGCCAUACCCCUGCACGCACUGCGCCAAGUGCUUCCGCUACAAACAGUCGCUCAAGUACCACCUGCGGACCCACACGGGCGAGUGAGCAUGCGCCCCGCCCCUGCCCCGGCCAGAUGUGCAGCCAGGUGCAAGGGUCUAAGGCCCCUGGGACAGGUACCUCGGCUGCCCCCAGACUGAGCUCAGUGGGCGGGAGCGGGGCGCCCCAAGCCCUUCUGCUGUGAACCCUCCUUCCCUCCCGUCCCUUCUUCCCCAGGACGGGGUAGUGAGACCAGGUCGCUUCUUGCCUGCUUCCCCAGGGCCCCAGGGGGGAGUGCUUGGGCCUGGGGAACCCCUUCAGGCUGUUAAUUUCCUUGACAAUAAAAUGGAUGAAAACAAUCUGCACGGGGGCAGUGAUUUGGCUGCCAGCCACUCGCAGGCGCGAUGCAGGGCCAUUUAGUCGGGGAUAGAACUUUCUAAUUACCUUUUGGAUACUGUGGUUCUAUUUGAUAAUAAUAGAGUAAUUUUUAAAAGA